Messenger RNA from Notechis scutatus (mainland tiger snake), 2068 nucleotides. The record is from RefSeq and is a predicted model, not a curated record. NCBI's taxonomy places the organism in Eukaryota, Metazoa, Chordata, Lepidosauria, Squamata, Elapidae.
AUGUGGCUCCGGGGAAACUGUGUGGGAGAUAUUAACGGAAACACGUUGUCUGGCAUGGAAGAUACUUCUAUCAGCUAUGUGAGGGAUUUAAAUGAAGUUCUCGUAGUAUUGAUGGAUCGAAUGGGAGAUGCCAAAGACCAGGUUCGAGAACAGGCACAGAAUCUUAUUUUGAAGUUAAUGGACCAAGUAGCUCCACCAAUGUUCUUUUGGGAUCGACUUGCUGCUGGCUUUAAACACAAGAAUUAUCGUUCACGAGAAGGCGUGUGUCUGUGUCUUGUUGCAACAUUAAAUGCCUAUGGUGCACACUCACUAAUUCUCAGCAAACUGGUGCCACACUUAUGUCUUUUGUCUGGAGACUCGAGUAACCAGGUGAGAGACGCUGCAAUUUUGGCACUUAUGGAGAUUUACAAACAUGUAGGAGAAAAAGUAAGAAUAGAUCUUAACAAGAGAGGAAUUCCUGCUGGAAGAUUGCAAACAAUAUUUAUGAAAUUUGAUGAAAUAAAAAAUAGUGACAGUAUGAUUUCAAGCAGUAUCAAUGAUAAAAGCUUUGAUGAUGAAGAAUCAGUGGAUGGAAAUAGGCCAUCUGCAACUGCUUCAGGUUUCAAGGUCCCUGCACCUAAAAAACCUGGAAAUCCUUCAAAUACUACAAGAAAGCCAGGAUCUGCUGGUGGGCCCAAAGUUGUAGGCACUACCAAGGAAGGAGGAGCUGGUGCUGUUGAUGAAGAUGAUUUCAUAAAGGCAUUUACAGAUGUUCCUACUGUACAGAUAUAUUCUAGUCGUGAACUUGAAGAAACACUAAAUAAAAUCAGGGAAAUCUUGUCAGAUGAUAAACAUGAUUGGGAUCAGCGCACUAAUGCGCUUAAGAAGGUCAGGUCAUUACUUGUUGCUGGAGCUGCGCAAUAUGAUGGCUUUUUCCAGCAUUUACGACUGUUGGAUGGAGCAUUUAAAUUAUCUGCUAAAGAUCUCAGAUCACAGGUGGUUAGAGAAGCAUGCAUCACAGUAGCCCAUCUUUCAACAGUUCUGGGAAACAAGUUUGACCAUGGAGCAGAAGCCAUUGUGCCUACUCUAUUUAACCUGGUCCCUAAUAGCGCCAAAGUAAUGGCAACUUCUGGAUGUGCAGCUAUUAGAUUUAUUAUCCGUCAUACACAUGUGCCAAGACUCAUACCUUUAAUAACCAGCAACUGUACCUCAAAAUCUGUGGCAGUAAGGAGGCGCUCUUUUGAAUUUCUAGACCUAUUGUUGCAAGAAUGGCAAACCCAUUCUUUGGAAAGGCAUGCAGCUGUUCUGGUUGAAACUAUCAAGAAGGGCAUUCAUGAUGCUGAUGCUGAGGCAAGAGUGGAGGCACGAAAGACUUAUCUAGGCCUAAGAAAUCAUUUUCCUGGUGAGGCAGAAGUUCUGUAUAAUAGUCUUGAACCAUCCUAUCAAAGAAGUCUCCAGACUUACUUAAAGAAUUCUGGUAGCAUUGCAUCACUUCCACAAUCAGACAGGUCAUCUUCCAGCUCACAAGAAAGUCUAAACCGUCCUUUCUCUUCAAAAUGGUCUACUGCCAGUUCUUCAAGUAUGACUAACAGAGUUUCAAGUGGUAGCAAAGCUGCUCUGACCCUAGGAACACUGCAGAGGUCUUGCAGUGAUAUUGAUGUUAAUGCUGCCGCUGGGGCAAAGGCACGUCAUGCUAUUGGUCAGCCAUCAGGAACUGGUCGCUUAGCAACUGCUGGUCUACCUCCAGGAUCAUAUGCUUCACUAGAGGAUACUUCUGAUAAGAUGGAUGGGCGUGUGCGAACCAAGCUUUCAACAUCCUGUAUUGGAGUAGGAAAUUCAAAGACAGAUUCCAGGGGCCGGAGUCGAACAAAAGUUGUAUCUCAGUCUCAACGUUCAUCAUCGCCAGACAAAAAUGAAGCUGGAAGCCGUUCUGGUUCUCCUGGAAGAGUUUUGACUACAACUACACUUUCAACUAUGAAUACAGGUGUUCAGAGAGUAGUAGUCAACCCUGCAACAGCACAAAAACGGAGCAAGAUUCCUCGAAGCCAAGGAUGCAGCAGAGAAGCCAGUCCUUCAAGAUUGUCUGUUG